AUGCAACCAGAGUUAGUAUUACCGUUCUUUGAGAAGAAGCCUGGAUUGUGUGUAGCAUCGGCAGUAUUGGAGUACGUAGAGAUAACGAAAAAAUUAAGAGGAAAAGACACGGAAGAGUUAUUCGUUUCUACAAUGAAACCCUUUAAAGCAGUGUCAUCCCAAACAAUUGGACAUUGGGUAAAGUCGUUGCUCGGGAAGGCUGGUGUAGAUACCGAAAAGUUUACUGCAUACAGUACACGACACGCUGCGGUAUCAGCUGCGCACAAGCGCGGAAUGGACAUUUCAAUCAUAAGACGCAGCGCUGGUUGGACAGAAAGUUCGCAGACCUUUUUCAAGUUUUAUAAUAGACCGAUUGCGGCUUCGGAGGAACAGUUUGCCAAAGUUGUUUUAAAUUUAUAG
Molecule: messenger RNA, 399 nt
Organism: Cotesia congregata
Lineage: Eukaryota; Metazoa; Arthropoda; Insecta; Hymenoptera; Braconidae
Source: the annotation of a GenBank genome assembly